GAAACGGAGCGCGCGGACGAGGCUCCAUUGGCUGCGAGUGUCGAUAUUCAGUGCUAUUCUUGGAAAUAAAUUCCCAGAAUUUUGUCUCUUCAAUUUGUUGAACUGGGGAGUUUUUCAUAUCUCAAGGGAAACUGUUUACAUUUCUCGUGCAUUCUCUCUUGGUAGCUUAGGCGAUCAUUUUCAUGAACAUUACGUUUUAUUGGUGCUGGCGGGUUGACAGUUAAAUCUCGAAUAUCUUCUCGGGUUUUACAUUUGAUGGUAGUUUGAUUAUACCGCAUUCCAGUGAAAAUAUGACUUUACUUACUCAUGAUGGACUUCAGUGUGUUGAUUCUGUAGGCUACCGACCCACAUUAAGAAUUAUUUUUCACUUCUAGUACUCCAUUGCAAAGGCUGCCUUCUGCCUUCAGCUAUGGUCGCCAGGGAGAGGAAUUUGCAGAGUGAUGGAGGCAACAGACAGCAGACUGUGUCACACCACCAGCCCUGUACCUGUCUUGUCUCCCACAUGUGGGACCCCAGCACAGACCUGCUGCACAUCAGCAACACCUUCCAGCAGCUUCAUACCUCAGGCUGGUACUGGGGAGCCAUAUCAGCAGCUGAGGCCAAGAUUGCUCUUCAGGAUGCAUAUGAGGGCACCUUCCUAGUGCGCGACAGCAGUCAUCCACACUAUAUGCUGACGCUGUCGGUGAAGACUUGUUUUGGCCCCACCAGUGUCCGCAUCGAGUACAACUGUGGUCUCUUCCGGUUGGACUCCAGCUCCCCUGCCCUCUCCAGCCUACUCUCCUUCCCCAGUGUCCCCAGUCUGGUCCAGCACUAUGUGAGCAAUGGACAAAGACAGGGAGAGGGUGAACUGGAGGAAGAUGAGGCCAAGUCAUGGGAGUCUAUGACACCCAAAGGUGACGCUGUGUUCCUGAAGCUUCGAUAUCCGCUCCACAAACCCCAGGCCUUUCCCUCCUUACAGCACCUUACACGCCUUGUUAUCAACCGCCAUGCCCCCAGCCCUACCCAACUGCCUUUACCUGGGCCAUUGGUGCUUUUUCUGCAGGAGUACCCUUUCUACAUCUGAGGACGUCAAAGGCCUCAAAACAAAUUCCUUUUCUUCAAUGGUCCUGCAAAGCCUGGACAGAACGAACAUACCAAUUAAGCAGGACUUCAGCACAGCAGGAUGCAGUACUAACAUACUUUUAUGCCACUUCUGGUGAAUCCAGACUGAAUAAGGCCAAUGAGGAGGAAAACCCCAUAACAAUUUAAAAUGAAUAAGGACAUAAAAAAAUAAUGAUUGGUAA
Alosa sapidissima (American shad) is the source of this 1283-nucleotide messenger RNA. Its product is annotated as cytokine-inducible SH2-containing protein-like. Gene Ontology annotation, cellular component: phosphatidylinositol 3-kinase complex. Bases 410 to 1063 code for a protein of 217 amino acids. The record is from RefSeq and is a predicted model, not a curated record. The transcript has 3 exons. Gene Ontology annotation, biological process: intracellular signal transduction; phosphatidylinositol phosphate biosynthetic process. Gene Ontology annotation, molecular function: 1-phosphatidylinositol-3-kinase regulator activity. NCBI's taxonomy places the organism in Eukaryota, Metazoa, Chordata, Actinopteri, Clupeiformes, Clupeidae.